GUGUACCAUCGUUGCUAGGCAACCAAAGUAACGUUCAUAAAUUCUAAUCGAUACUGAAUCAUAACAACCUCGCUUUAGUGAUAAAGAUUCUGUCCUUUUUCUCAGUAGGUAUGGAUGCCAGGUGCUGCAAAUGUAAGGAAAGGAAGGACCAAGGUUCAUAGGUGAGGACUGAAAACGCAUUUGUCGACCCUCCAUAAAAAUGAAUGUACAAUCCUACGAGGAUGCGUUAAAUUCUAUAAUUUUUGAACGAUCCUCGCAGCUGACAUCUGUCAGAUUGACAUUUGCGCGCGGUCAAUAAUAUUUUUUGAUUUGUUUUGUUUGUGAUUUCUUAGCUUUUAUCUCAAAAAAUUGUAUGUUUCUAGCUCAGAUUACGAAUAUGUGUUGAUGUUCACUACCUAAUCAAAUUAAAAAUAUGCAGGAAAACUUACCUGAUUCGCAGUUAUAUUUCGAUAUAAGGGACGACCAGUGGCCGAUAGUCUACCAUCGAAAGUACAAUGUGUCCUUUUGGGGGCUUGAGAGGUACCACGCAUUCGAUGCCGGGAAGUGGGGCAAUGUUAUCAAAAAUUUGAAGGAAGCUAAACUUAUAGAUGACGAACAUAUUGUGGAGCCAAAUGAAGCCAAGAAGAGUGAUCUACUGGUGGUGCAUACCAAGAAAUAUCUUAAAUCUCUAAAAUGGAGUGCGUAUGUGGCGUCAAUAGCCGAGCUGCCAUGCGUCGCUUGCUGUCCCAACGUACUGGUGCAGAAGCGAUACCUCUACCCUAUGAGGCUCCAAACCGGCGGCUCAGUGCUAGCCGGCAAGCUGGCACUCGAACGAGGCUGGGCCAUCAACGUGGGCGGGGGCUUCCACCACUGCUGCGGCUACCGCGGCGGGGGGUUCUGUGCGUACGCGGACAUAACGCUGAUGCUGAGGUUCCUGAUGAUGAGCGGGCGGGUGCAGAGGGCCAUGAUUGUUGAUUUGGAUGCUCAUCAGGGUAACGGCUACGCCCGAGACUUCAUAAACGUGGAAGAGGUGUACAUAAUGGACAUGUACAACAAGCAUAUCUACCCGCGAGACAAGGAGGCCAAGCAGGCGAUCCGCCGCAAUGUGGAACUGAAGAGCGGGACGGAGGAUCUCGAGUAUAUGGUGAAACUGAGGAAUAACCUGAAGGAGGCUCUAGCGGAGUUCACGCCGGACAUCGUGGUGUACAACGCGGGCACCGACGUGCUUCACACCGACCCGCUGGGCCACCUCAACAUUAGCGAGUUUGGUGUAAUAAAACGCGACGAAUUCGUGUUCGAGUCCUGCAAGAAGCGUGCCAUACCCAUAGUCAUGCUGACGAGUGGCGGCUACCUGCGCGCCAGCGCCCGCGUCAUCAGCCAGUCCAUACUGAACCUGCACAAGAAGCGCCUCAUCUGUCAGACGAAGGCGGAAGAGGGGGAGAGGGAGGGGCAGGAAGGUUUGUAGGUUGUCUCGGCGUCUAUGAAACAUAUUUUGUUUUGUCGCAUAGAAAGUGGCGCCUCUAGUGGCAUGUAGAUUGAAACGUUUAAAGCCAUAGUGAACCCGCCUCAUCUGUCAUACGACCGCGGGGGAAGGGGCGGGGGCGGAGACGGAGGGGCAGGGGGGGUUCUAAGUUUUCUGGCCGUCUACAGCCGAAUUUGAUAAAGCAUAUUUUGUUUUGUCGCGUAGAAAGUGGCGCCUCUGGCGGAAUAUAGAUUGAAACUUUUAAAGCCGUAAUGAACCUGCACAAGAAGCACUUCAUCUGUCAGACAACCGCGGAGGAAGGGGGGGGGGAGACGGAGGGGCAGUGAGGUUUGGAGCUUCAGUUUUCUAAGUUGACUUACUGUACGUCUAGCACAGGUUUGUGUAUAUGAUUUGAAAAACUAACAAAACUUUAUGUUUUCCCGCAUAGAAAGUGCGUUACUUUUUGCGGGACAGUUUUAUGAAAAGGAAUUAAGUAUUCUCGUUUUUAUUUGCAUUUGAGAUUUUGGAAAGGACAACGAAAAUGUGAUAAUAUAACGAAGUGAUAAAGACACGGCUAAGCCAUAGAGUUGACUAUGUAAUGUUGUAUUUCGGAAGUUGUAAAGGUUCUGUGAUUGAAGCUAAGCGUUAGGUUGUUUUAGUUACGUUAAAUUAGAACAAUCAGAUUAAUUCAUGUUUGCUCUUUACAUGCUGUCUAAAGUAAACAAACCCCAUUAUAAGUACUUUAAUAUUAUUUUUAUGAAAGGUAUUAUUAAUACGAAAUUGUGACUCUUGUUUUCGAGAAGUUCUAGAUUUUAUUUUAGAACCUAAAAGCCUUCCCAACAAUAUCAAGCAUAGAAUUCUUGGUAAUAUAUUCGAAGAUUAGUAAAUGUAAAUUCUACAUACCUAUUUAACUCAAAAUAUAGUAGAUAAUAAUAUUUUAUGAGCCUUAAAAUAAUUUAUUAAUACGAUUUUGAUCUCAAAAUGUCUUAGACAGUAUUAAAUGUGCCAAAGUAGAAAUUUAUCAGAUCAGCAAAUCCAAUUUGCUAUAUUUAUAUACUUGUUAGUCAUUGUAAUAUUUUUCUAGUCUAUUCUAUGAAUGUGAUACUUAUUCCAUUUAUUGCAUAAACAUAAUUUAUGAUGUAAUGUAAUUAU
Messenger RNA from Plutella xylostella (diamondback moth), 2593 nucleotides. RefSeq names its product Histone deacetylase 11 (gene HDAC11). Gene Ontology annotation, biological process: epigenetic regulation of gene expression. Gene Ontology annotation, molecular function: histone deacetylase activity. The record is from RefSeq and is a predicted model, not a curated record. Lineage: Eukaryota; Metazoa; Arthropoda; Insecta; Lepidoptera; Plutellidae. Gene Ontology annotation, cellular component: histone deacetylase complex.